Purpureocillium takamizusanense is the source of this 831-nucleotide messenger RNA. RefSeq lists its product as uncharacterized. Bases 1 to 831 code for a protein of 276 amino acids. The transcript has 2 exons. The record is from RefSeq and is a predicted model, not a curated record. Gene Ontology annotation, cellular component: transcription factor TFIIH holo complex. NCBI's taxonomy places the organism in Eukaryota, Fungi, Ascomycota, Sordariomycetes, Hypocreales, Ophiocordycipitaceae.
AUGGCUGGCCAAGCCACAAGUCCGGAGCCGGGCGGCUUCUUCCACCACACGGGGCUGCCCUCGCCGGCUCCAUCUUCUGCGUCCUCGCGAGCGACUGGUAACCUCCCGCACCCCCGCGGACGCGCCCUCGCACCCGGCUCCAACAAGGAGGACAUGGUCCGUCGCUAUGUCGAGGACCGCCUGCUCAAUGCCUCCAGGCGCUACGUCAAGAAAUUUGGCAGUAAUGACGGAAAUGACACGGUCGUGGGCUUCACCAGCGCCAGCGAGGUAUGCAAGGAACUCGACGGGCUAGUCAACAUCUUGUGGCGGUCCGGCACGCCGAGUCUCCAGAUCCCGUUCCUGCUCAAGCUGGCCAGCGACUUCACGCAGUACGUCAGGUCCUUUCCGCCCGCGCCCCGCGCCACAUUCGCCCUGCUUGGAAAGCUGGAUCAUUGUUUUGCGAGCCUGCUUGGUGGCCAAGACAUUGACUCCGGCGAGCCGCUUCCCGGCUUCGAGAACGGUCUGCGCGCGGGCAUGACAGUUACGGACAUGGUGCGGUGCCGCAGCCUGGUGGAGCAGACACGCAUGCUCAUGGUCGAGCUGAUGAGCCAGGGCGCGGAGGAGGAGGAGGAGGAGGAGGAGGACGACGACGACGAGUCUGACAGCGAAAACGCCACCGAAGACGAUAAAUUGGGGGACAGGCAAGCGGUAGCGUGGGAUAUUGAUGAAGAGAGGCUGCACAUGGACGCGGCGAGGGUCUAUGAGCAGACCAUUGUCAAGCUCGGCGACCGCUUGGGAGAGCCGCUCGUGGGCGAAAAUGCGCCGGCCAACGAUGUCGUCUGGGACAUAUAA